Molecule: messenger RNA, 630 nt
Organism: Pistacia vera
Lineage: Eukaryota; Viridiplantae; Streptophyta; Magnoliopsida; Sapindales; Anacardiaceae
Product: probable transcription factor At5g61620
Exons: 4
Coding region: 1-630 (209 amino acids)
Biological process (GO): response to ethylene; response to auxin; response to gibberellin
Molecular function (GO): DNA binding
Source: RefSeq, a predicted model, not a curated record
AUGGUUGAGGGUGUGAGGCCGAAAGGAUUGCACCUCCUUCAGAUUUCUGGUUUGAGCCCUGAUACAAAGCAACUUAGAAGGAAUGUACCUGAAGGAGAGCCAUGGACGGAGGAAGAACACCAACGCUUUUUGACGGCGUUGAAAAAGGUUGGGAGAGGAAAUUGGAAAAAGAUUUCAAUGGAAUAUGUGCACACCAGAACCCCAACGCAAAUCGCUAGUCAUGCUCAAAAGUAUUUUCGCAGACAAGCUUUAAAUGAUAAGAAGAAUCGUAGGUCCAGCAUAUUUGACUUACCAUUCCAUGGAUCUGCUGGGAGUACCUCAAAUAAUCUGAUUGUAAAUGAAUUCCCAAAUCAUCGCUUGGAACCUCUCAUGAACAUUCCACAUUACGGUAGGAUUCCUUACAUGGGACCAAGUAAUGUGCCAUGUCUUUCAUACAAUAUUGAAGCAAUGAAGUACUAUCAGCUAUAUGUGUUGAGGUGUAACGCCUUUCACAAUUUUAAUGCUUGUAGAGCUUCACCAAUGGCAAUGUCAUUGCAAGCUGAAGCCGCUGCUUCCACAUCUUCAAAUGCAAGAGAUGGCGAUUCUCUCAACCUUCAAAUUGGACUGCCUCAAUCCUCCCAUCAAUACUAG